AUGACCACUUUCCAAAUCCCAGGAUUGGAUUAUGGAAGUGAUGAGAGCUCCCCAGAAGCUGAUGAAGUUGUUCAGGAAAACCACAUGUGUAUCGACUGCUACAGUAUAAAUAUGAGGAUUGUUCAACUGCCACGUGGAGCUCCAUUGCCAGAAAAGUACUUGGUCGUCCAUGAACUAACAAAUGAAGAGGCGGCUACAUUUGGUAAUGCGCUGAAGGAGACCGAUAUUGAUCCCGACGGCGACGACUUUAUUCAUUGUGAUAAAUGUAACUGCUACUAUCGCGCUUCGUGUAAAGAACACCCGCUUUUUUGGGUCAAAGAUCGUGAACCAGCGAAGAGCUCAAAGCCAGAAGAUCGAGCUAGAAACACCGCCCCAGCCUUCAUAAGUAUAAAAACGUCUUCGAUUCCAAAUGCCGGAAUGGGUGCAUUUGCCGAAGCUUGCAUUCCGGUUGGAAUGGUUUUUGGACCCUAUCAAGGAAUCCUUAUUGAUGAUGCCUCUGAUGCCGAAAAAGAUGGAUAUUGCUGGGAGCUCAGAAGUCGCAGCGGUCAGCAUUUUAUUGAUGGAAGUAACACACAAUAUUCUAACUGGAUGAGAUAUAUCAACAGUUCUCGACAUGACAAGGAGCAAAACUUACUCGCGUUCCAGUACUGUGGUGGUGUCUACUAUCGGGUGAUUCGACCGAUCAAAAUAAAGGACGAACUUUUAGUGUGGUAUGGUAAGAAGUUCGGCAAAAGUCUCGGCGUGUUCACGACAUUGCGCUCGAUCAAGAAGCCUGCCACCGCUGCUAACAAGAACCCAUACAUACUCUAA
This is a messenger RNA of Necator americanus (New World hookworm), 810 nucleotides long. RefSeq lists its product as uncharacterized. The transcript has 9 exons. Bases 1 to 810 code for a protein of 269 amino acids. Gene Ontology annotation, cellular component: nucleus. NCBI's taxonomy places the organism in Eukaryota, Metazoa, Nematoda, Chromadorea, Rhabditida, Ancylostomatidae. Gene Ontology annotation, biological process: regulation of DNA-templated transcription. The record is from RefSeq and is a predicted model, not a curated record. Gene Ontology annotation, molecular function: histone methyltransferase activity; protein binding.